Molecule: messenger RNA, 1403 nt
Organism: Leptopilina heterotoma
Lineage: Eukaryota; Metazoa; Arthropoda; Insecta; Hymenoptera; Figitidae
Product: zinc carboxypeptidase-like
Exons: 7
Coding region: 135-1379 (414 amino acids)
Biological process (GO): proteolysis
Molecular function (GO): metallocarboxypeptidase activity; zinc ion binding
Source: RefSeq, a predicted model, not a curated record
UUUCUAUUUAGAGGAAUUGAAUUCUUUGUCAUUUUAUGUUGGAGCGGGGUAUUUCAAGGUAAGUAUAUAUAAACUCGUGAUUUUAUUUUCUUGCACCUUUAAUGGGGGUGUGACUGCGGAUUUAUAAAUGCAAAAUGCGUCUGUUUUUAAAUAUUUUAUUCACCAUUGCGGUAGUUUUAGCUACAGAUGAAAAAGUCACAUUUGAAAACUUUAAAGUUUAUAGAAUUUUACCUCAAACUGAACAACAUGUUGAUUUGUUAAAUCAAAUAAAGCAGGAUGAUAAUUUUCUCUUUUGGAAUGGACCUGCUUUUGUAAACAAUUCUGUUGAUUUAAUGGUGGCCCCUGAACAAACUAUUGAAUUUGAAAAUAGAAUGAAUUUUAUUGGGAUUAAUUACAAUACAUUCAUUGAAAAUGUUCAGGGUCUAAUCGACACCGAAAAUCCAAGAAAAAAGACAAAUUCAGAGUUUGCUUUUAAUGAAUAUCAUACAUUGGAUGAAAUUUAUGACCACUUGGAGUCUCUGUCUAAAAAUCAUAAUGUUGUUCAAGUUGUUGAUGCUGGAAAAACCACAGAAGGUCGUUCUAUAAAAGGUGUGAAAAUUUCUUACAAAAAAGAAAAUCCUGGUAUCUUUAUAGAAGCAGGAAUUCAUGCUCGAGAAUGGAUAACUCCUGCCACAGCCUUGUAUCUUAUUAAUCAAUUGCUGAACAGUAAAGAAAAUAGUAUUCGACAACUUGCUGAGAAUUACAAUUGGUACAUAUUUCCAAGCUUUAAUCCCGAUGGUUAUGUUUAUACUCAUAAUAAGAAUCGUUUAUGGAGAAAGACGAGAUCAAAGAAAAACAAAUUUUGUCCUGGAGUUGAUGCCAACAGAAACUGGGGUUUCAAAUGGAUGUCCGGUGGUGCAAGCAGUUUUCCUUGUGCUGAAACUUAUGCUGGAUCAGAGGAGUUUAGUGAACCCGAAACAAAAUCAAUGGCUAAUUAUAUUAAAUCAAUUUCUAAUGAAAUAUUUGCGUAUAUUUCAUUCCAUAGUUAUUCUCAACUGUUGAUGUUCCCUUAUGGUCACACUAAAUCACAUUUAGACAACUACGAUGAAGAGUUGUCAAUGGGAAAGAAGGCAAUAGCCGCUCUUCAGCAAAGAUAUGGUACAAAAUAUGUUACAGGAAAUAUUGCCGAAACCAUUUACAUUGCGAGUGGAAGUUCCAGUGAUUGGGUAAAGGGUACAUUAAAAUUACCAGUUGUCUUCACAUAUGAAUUUCGUGACAAAGGCAGAUAUGGCUUUUUACUUCCUGCAAGUCAAAUUACUCCAAAUGGUGAAGAAAUAGUUGAUUCGUUAAUUGCAAUGUUUGAAGAAGCUGCACGCUUCGGUUAUCCAAAAAGGACUUGAAUAAAUAUCAGUUUAUAAUAUUUA